UUCUGUUAGCAAUCAUAUUUGGUUUGAAGAUAGAUCGUUUCUAUUAGGGUUCAUGUUUUUUAGGUUAUCAUGUUUUUUUCAAAUACCAGAAUGGGAUUAUAUAGAAUUUUCAGGAAGUAUUUUCCUUGAAAUGAACGGAGAGGUGAUUGGAUUUCUAUUCGAUAAGUUCUGAGGUUGUGAACUAUCUAGGUUUUGAUAGUUGACAACUUCGGUUUGGUAGUGCAGAGAAACCAUGUUAUUGUUGUUUGUAGACUAGAUCCUCAAAUUUAUUGUAGAGAAGCUUCAUUAUUUGGUAAUGGUUAUUCAAGGGACCAUUGGAAUAAGGUAUGUGUUUUAGUAACACAACAAAGCAAAAGUUCUACUCCUUGAACAAGAACCAGGGUCUUCCCUUCCAUUUCUGGUGAAUCUUAAAUGCGCACAUUUAAUGCAUCAGGGAUUUUUAAGUUAGGAAUUAGGAUUAAUGUUUUGUCCCAAUCGAGCCACAGAGGAUAUGAUCACCAUUUAAAUGAAAAAAUGGCUGAGAAGAUUGGAGCAGCUCCGCCACCAGCUUCUUUUGAGUAUGAGCUUUUUGAAGGAGAUCCAGACCACCUUAGAACUGUUGCAGCUACAUCAACCCAGUUGAGCCCAUGGAUUGAUCCUGCCUCUUUGAAACUUAAGCACAGGAUUGGACGAGGCCUCUUUGGUGAUGUUUGGUUAGCAACGCAUCAUCAGUCCGCAGAUGAUUAUGAUGAAUAUCAUGAAGUUGCUGUUAAGAUGUUACAUACGAUAAGGGAGGAUCACAUGCAAAUGUUUUUGGAUAAAUUUGCAGGGAUAUUUUUGAAAUGCCGACAACUAAAAGGUGUUUGUUGGUUGCAUGGUAUCUCAAUCAAGACAGGAAAGGUCUGCAUUGCUAUGAAAUUUUAUGAGGGAUCGGUGGGUGAUCGAAUGGCUCAUCUUAAAGGAGGCAAGCUUCCAUUGUCUGAUGUUUUAAGGUAUGGAAUCGAGUUGGCUAAAGGAGUUAUGGAGUUGCACUCCACAGGGGUCCUGGUGCUAAACCUUAAGCCAUCUAACUUCCUGCUUAAUGAACAUGACCAAGUGGUUCUAGGAGAUAUGGGAAUCCCAUAUCUACUCCUUGGGAUUCCAUUGCCCAAUCCUGAUAUGGUUCUGAGACUUGGAACGCCAAAUUAUAUGGCUCCAGAACAGUGGGAACCAGAAGUAAGAGGACCAAUAUCUUGUGAAACUGAUACAUGGGGUUUUGGCUGCAGCAUAGUGGAGAUGUUGACUGGUGUUCAACCCUGGUGUGGGAGAUCAAUUGAAGAAAUGUAUCAAUCAGUUGUUAUUAAGCAAGAAAAACCGCUUAUUCCAAGCGGCCUGCCGCCUGAAGUUGAGAAUGUUCUCAAUGGCUGCUUUGAGUAUGACCUCCGUAAUCGACCUUUAAUGGUAGAUAUUUUGCAAGCAUUCGAAAGCUCACAGAAUGCUGUUUACAGUGAUGGAGGAUGGAUUGGUCUAGAAAGCAGAACAUGUACAGAGAGAUCAAAUAGCCGUGGCUACACAUCCUGGUUCCUCUCAAAGGACUCUCUCCAUGUGGGUGACAUAGUUCGUUCCAGAAAGCCACUAAAUGCAUGUAAACCUCAAAUCAUGGAUGUUCCAGAAGGGACUGUGGUUGGUUUCGAUGGUGACAAUGAUCGAGAUGGUUUUGUUCUGGUGAAAAUCCGUGGAAAACACAACCCUUUAAGAGUGCAUGUGUCAACACUUGAAAGGGUCACAUCUGGCUUGGUAGUGACAGAUUGGGUGCGCUUGAAAGAGCCAAACAGAAAGCACUCAACUGUUGGUAUUCUACAUUCUGUGCAGCGUGAUGGAAGUGUAGCUGUUGGAUUUCUAGGGCUUGAGACUCUCUGGAGAGGGCAUUCCUCUGAGCUUCAAAUGGCAGAAACUUAUUAUGUGGGACAGUUCGUGAGGCUGAAGACAAAUGUGUUUACCCCCAGGUUUGAUUGGCCUCGUAAAAAGGGCGGAGCAUGGGUUACUGGGAGGAUUGCACAAGUCCUUCCAAAUGGGUGUCUUGUCGUAAGGUUCCCAGGGAGGUUUGUGUUUGGGGUUGAAUCAAACAGCUUCUUGGCUGAUCCAGCUGAAGUGGAACUAGUGUCCUUUGAUAAGUGUCAUGGUGUGGUGGAGAAGUACCAUCAUAUUGAGGAUUUUCACUGGGCUGUAAGGCCUUUGGUCAUUGCAUUUGGUGUAUUUACAACCUUGAAGCUUGGAGUCUUUGUUGGUGGAAAUGUGUGUGUAAGAAUGAGGAAGAGCCCAAGAAAUCUGACCCCAAAUGAUGGCCAGUGUCAGGAUGGCCAAGCUGGUGGCAAUCCAGCAUGGAUUCCUCCCACAGUUGCUAACAUCCUUUUCCGAGAAGGUCCUCCCACAGCUACUGCUAGGUAACUCAUCCCUCUUUAUUUGGCUAUGGCUAAAUUCUCAAAAGUCUACAACAUAGAAGGUGAACUGUAUAUAACUACCAGACAGACCUGUAAAUAUGUAUACCUUAUGUGAUGAUGUUUGGAAACUUUCUAUUUUGGGUUCAUUUUCUAAAGUCCAUCCAUCUCUUCAUUGAGGAUGUUCAUUCUAUUUUCCAGUAAUGGAAACCGGAAAGUAGGCUUUGGUUGAUGGAUGUGGACAAGCUCGGUCUUGUUUACUUCUUUCCUCAUGCAUUGUAUAUGUUCUUAUUAGAAGGGAUGAAAUUUAUUA
This is a messenger RNA of Vitis riparia (riverbank grape), 2709 nucleotides long. Its product is annotated as E3 ubiquitin-protein ligase KEG-like. NCBI's taxonomy places the organism in Eukaryota, Viridiplantae, Streptophyta, Magnoliopsida, Vitales, Vitaceae. The transcript is spliced from 5 exons. The coding region runs from base 412 to 2406 and encodes 664 amino acids. The record is from RefSeq and is a predicted model, not a curated record. Gene Ontology annotation, molecular function: ATP binding; protein kinase activity. Gene Ontology annotation, biological process: protein phosphorylation.